CUCUCUCUCUCGCUCUCUCGCUCUCUCGCUCUCUCUCUCUCUCUCAUCCAGCAGAAGCAGCAGAUCAGUUCGACAGAAGCAGCUGCUCUGCUGCCACCGCUUUGUUUUUCUUCAUGGGAAAUAAAAACCGAAGCUCCUCUCAGGAAGGGAGCUGCUGACAUCCAGGAAAAAGUCGUUGGAGCUGCAGUGCAGGGGGUCCAUCAUGGCCGCUCACAGGAUCAGGACCGCCACCAACACCACCUCCCUGCCUCGCUGCAAAUCAGAGGGCACCCUGAUCGAUCUCAGUGAGGGGGUCUCAGAGGCCAGUCUGACUGAUGUCAAAGUGCCUUCUCCGAGUGCCUUACGGUUGGAUACAACCGCUUCCUUUGGCGCCGCCAGGGAAGUUGUCGCCAUAAAGGACUACUGCCCGUCCAGCUUCACCACUCUGAAGUUCUCUAAAGGAGACCGGCUUUACGUGCUUGACUCGUCGGGGGGGGAGUGGUGGUAUGCCCACAACAGCAGAGAGAUGGGUUACAUCCCAGCGGCAUACGUUGAACCCAUCAGCUACAGAGACUCGUCCUUUAGUGACAGUGGAAUGAUCGACACGCUGGGAGACUCUAACGAGGACGGGGCCAAAGAAUUGGACUUGUUAGGAGAGUGGACAGGAGUGAUUUUAAAACCAACCACUUUUCAAAAUGGAAAUCCUUUUGCUGUGACCAAUUCCUCCACAAACCCUUUUCUAAACAGCCCGCUAGAUCAGAUUAGCAAACAGAAUUCAGUUGACCUCCUUCUGUUUGAUACGCUCACUUCCUCUGGUCCCACUUCCAACAGAAACCCUGGAGACAAUGGUUUUAGUGGCAGUGCUUUCAAUGUGAACCCUCUGAGUCCCUCUGGCCAAACCUUCCAAAGAGACAACCCUUUUUUUAGAAGUAAGCGUUCCUACAGCCUGUCUGAACUGUCCAUCCUUCAGGCUCAGACCGACCCUCCUCAAGCUUCCAGCGGUUUCUUCGGAGGACUUAAAGCACCAGCACCAGAGCAGUUCCAGAGCAGGGAGGACUUCCGCACAGCUUGGCUCACCCAUCGCAAGUUGGCUAGGUCCUGUCAUGACCUGGAUUCGCUGGGUCAGAACCCAGGAUGGGGUCAAACUCAGCCAGUGGAGACCAACAUUGUCUGUCGUUUGGAUAGUUCAGGUGGUGCGGUGCAGCUUCCAGACACCAACAUUAGCAUCUUUGUACCUGAGGGCCAUGUAGCACCAGGGGACACGCAGCAAAUCUCCAUCAAAGCUCUUCUGGACCCUCCACUGGAGCUCAACAGCGACCGCUGCACCACUGUCAGCCCAGUGGUGGAGAUCAAACUCAGCAACAUGGAGACCAAAACCACAAUCACCCUGGAGAUGAAAGUGUCAGUUGUUGUGAAAAUGGAGAGCAGACAGACGACGGAAGUCUUAUGUGUGAGAAGUGAUUGUAAGGAGGGGCCAUACACCCCUAUCCCACAGGCAUACAUGUACGGGGACACGGUCCAAGUGGGCCUGGAUAGCCUGGAGCCAUGCAUGUACGUCUGUGUUGUGGCCCAGGCCCAGUCGUUACUUCCUGAAUCCACGGUUUGGGAGAAUGUGGUCAAAAAGAUGACAUUAGGAGUUUAUGGUCCAAAACACAUCCACCCAUCCUUCAAAACUGUGGUUGCCAUGUUUGGCCAUGAAUGUGCUCCAAAGACCCUCCUGGUGAGCCAGGUGGGUAAACAGGCACAGGUUGCACCACCAGUUACUCUACAGCUUUGGGGAAAACAUCAGUUUGUUUUGUCAAAACCUCAAGACCUCCAUCUUGGUGUUUACUCAAACAUGGCAAACUACGAAGUAAAGGCCAGCGAGCAGGCAACGGCGGUCCGGGGUUUCCAGAUUAAAUUAGGCAAAGUCAGCAGGCUGGUCUAUAUGAUCUCCACACGCAACAUUGACGAAGUUUCAGACUUCACCCUAAGAAUCCAGGUCAAAGAUGACCAAGAAUGUAUCUUGGCUCAGUUCUGUGUCCAAACACCAACACCGCCCCCUAAAGCAGGUCCAAAGGCAUCAGCACAGCGGAGAUUCCUCAAGAAGAAGGAGGUGGGGAAAAUAGUUCUGUCUCCUCUUGCUGUUGCCACCAAAUACCCCGUUUUUCAGGACAGGAAGAUAAACAACCUGAAGUUUGGGAAGUUAAUCAAGACAGUGAUCAGGCAAAAUAAAAACCAGUACUUGCUGGAGUACAAGAAAGGAGACUUUGUAGCUCUGCUGAGUGAGGAGAAGAUCAAGCUGAAGGGCCAGUUGUGGACAAAGGAGUGGUACAUUGGGUACUAUCAGGGCAAAAUGGGGCUGGUUCAUGCUAAGAAUGUUCUAGUGGUCGGCAAAGUAAAGCCCAUUUACUUCAGUGGGCCUGACCUCACCACCUCCUCCUUACUGGAGCAAAUUCUGAAGCCCUGCAAGUUCCUCACAUACAUCUAUGCGUCAGUUAGAACAAUCCUGAUGGAGAACAUCGGGAACUGGCGAGUGUUUGCCGACGCUCUUGGAUACGUCAACCUACCGCUGACACAUUUCUGCCGCACAGAGCCGGACAGCAAGCCAGAGAGGGUGGCUUCGGUCCUGGAGAGGCUAAAGGAAGACUGCAACAAUGCAGAGAGCAAAGAGAGGAAGUCCUUCCAGAAAGAACUUCUGACUGCUCUGCUGAAGAUGGACUGUCAGGGUCUGGUGGCCAGACUUGUCAUGGACUUUGUCCUCCUGACCACCGCUGUGGAGGUGGCGGGACGCUGGAGGGAGAUGGCCGAGAGGCUGGUUAAGGUUUCCCGCCAGCAGAUGGAUGCUUAUGAAGCGCCGCACCGCGACAAGAAUGGCGUGGUGGACAUCGAGGCCAUGUGGAAGCCGGCGUAUGACUUCCUGGUCACAUGGGCCGCUCAGAUCGGUGACAGCUACAGGGACGUGAUCCAGGAGCUCCACAUGGGUCUGGACAAGAUGAAGAACCCAAUCACCAAACGCUGGAAGCACCUGACCGGCACACUGAUCCUGGUCAACUGCCUGGACGUCCUGCGGAGCUCCGCCUUCAGCCCCGCCGCCCAGGAGGACUACGCCAUCUGAUGGCAAAGGGGGGGCCACCUCCUUUUAGCCCGCUCCUCUGGAGGCGGCGUGUGGCUGCUCCUCUAAACCACACAGGAACCUCAGAGACCAACGACUCUAUUUUUCUACUUUAGUCGUGACGCAGCCCUUUUUUAACGCGGCACUUUAAACCUUUGUUGAUCAACUGUGGAUCAAACUGUAGAAGCUCCUAGCUUCCUUGCUGUUAGCUCCUAGCUAUUAGCUCCUAGCUCCCUUGCUGUUAGCUCUAAGCUUCCUAGCUUUUAGCUUCUAAGCUAUUAGCUUCCAAGCUGUUAGCUCCUAGCUUUUAGCUCUUAGCUGUUAGCUCUUAGCUUCCUAGCUUUUAGCUUCUAAGCUAUUAGCUUCCAAGCUGUUAGCUCCUAGCUGUUAGCUCCUAGCUAUUAGCUCCUAGCUAUUAACUUCCUAGCUAUUAGCUCCUAGCUUAUUAGCUAUAAAUCCUAGCUAUUAACUCCUAGCUUCCUAGCAAUUAGCUCCUGGCUGUUAGCUCCUAGCUCCCUAGCUAUUAGCUUCCAAGCUUUUAGCUCCUAGCUUCCUAGCUAUUAGCUUCCAAGGUUUUAGCUCCUAGCUUCCUAGCUAUUAGCUUCCAAGCUUUUAGCUACUAGCUUCCUAGCUAUUAUCUUUCAAGCUUUUAGCUCCUAGCUUCACAGCUAUCAGCUUCCAAGCUUUUAGCUCCUAGCGUCCUAGCUAUUAGCUUCCAAGCUAUUAGCUCCUAGCUGUUAGCUCGUAACUUACUAGCUAUUAGCUUCGAAGCUUUUAGCUUCUAUCUUCCCAGCUAUUAGCUUCCAAGCUUUUAGCUUCUAGCUUCCCAGCAAUUAGCUUUCAAGCUUUUAGCUCCUAGCUUCCUAGCUAUUAGUUUCCAAGGUAUUAGCUCCUAGCUGUUAGCUCGUAACUUACUAGCUAUUAGCUUCGAAGCUUUUAGCUUCUAGCUUCCCAGCUAUUAGCUUCCAAGCUUUUAGCUCCUAGCUUGCUAGCUAUUAACUCCUAGCUUCCUAGCAAUUAGCAAUUAGCUCCUAGCUGUUAGCUAUUAGCUUCCAAGCUUUUAGCUCCUAGCUUCCUAGCUAUUAGCUUCCAAGGUUUUAGCUCCUAGCUUGCUAGCUAUUAGCUCCUAGCUUUUAGCUCCUAGCUUUCCAGCUAUCAACUUCCAAGCUUUUAGCUCCUAGCUUCCUAGCUAUUAGCUUCCAAGCUUUUAGCUCCUAGCUUCCUAGCUAUUAGCUUCCAAGCUUUUAGCUACUAGCUUCCUGGCUAUUAUCUUUCAAGCUUUUAGCUCCUAGCUUCCCAGCUAUCAGCUUCCAAGCUUUUAGCUCCUAGCUUCCUAGCUAUUAGCUUCCAAGCUAUUAGCUCCUAGCUGUUAGCUCGUAACUUACUAGCUAUUAGCUUCCAAACUUUUAGCUCCUAGCUUCCCAGCUAUUAGCUUCCAAGCUUCUAGGUCCUAGCUUCCUAGCUAUUAGCUUCCAAGCUUUUAGCUCCUAGCUUCCUAGCUAUUAGCUUCCAAGCUUUUAGCUCCUAGCUUCCCAGCUAUUAGCUUCCAAGCUUUUAGCUCCUAGCUUCCCAGCUAUCAGCUUCCAAGCUUUUAGCUCCUAGCUUCCUAGCUAUUAGCUUCCAAGCUAUUAGCUCCUAGCUGUUAGCUCGUAACUUACUAGCUAUUAGCUUUGAAGCUUUUAGCUUCUAGCUUCCCAGCUAUUAGCUUCCAAGCUUCUAGGUCCUAGCUUCCUAGCUAUUAGCUUCCAAGCUUUUAGCUCCUAGCUUCCUAGCUAUUAGCUUCUCAGCUUUUAGCUCCUAGCUUCCCAGCUAUUAGCUUCCAAGCUUUUAGCUCCUAGCUUCAUAGCUAUUAGCUUCCAAACUUUUAGCUCCUAGCUUCCCAGCUAUUAGCUUCCAAGCUUUUAGCUCCUAGCUUCCUAGCUAUUAGCUUCAAAGCUUUUAGCUCCUAGCCUCAGGGGCCUGGUCAUGCAGCAGGAUGGUCCCUGAGGAUGGGGGCGGCUGUCCCUGCUGAGGUCCUUCUCAUUUCAGACGUCCAGAUGUUUCAGCUGCAUCCUGUCCAGAUGUUUCUGAAGGUUCCCUAAAACAUUUAUUCAUUGAUCAUUUGCAGAAAGUUUGAAUCUGUUUAAUGACUUUUCCUGUUCCUUUGAAGGAGCUGGUAUGGUGGCUGAGAGGGCCCAGUUUCAGUUCAUUUCAAUAAACUGAUGUUGUCACCUUA
Molecule: messenger RNA, 5288 nt
Organism: Cyprinodon tularosa
Lineage: Eukaryota; Metazoa; Chordata; Actinopteri; Cyprinodontiformes; Cyprinodontidae
Product: SH3 domain-binding protein 4
Exons: 5
Coding region: 203-3076 (957 amino acids)
Cellular component (GO): cytoplasm
Molecular function (GO): protein binding
Source: RefSeq, a predicted model, not a curated record